CAUAGUCCACGCUAGACUACAGUCCUAUAGUCAAGGGCUUACGGGUGAUUCCAGAUGGUAUCAACGUCAUGAAACCUCGGUGCUUCUUUCCUGCAACAUGCUGCUCAAACUCCAUUGAACAUACAUCAUCAAUCAAUCUCAUGUAGUCACAGCCUUUUCUCCGCUCUCUCAACCUCGCGUAAUCCUGGUUCCGUGUAGUACGCAUACGCCAUGUUCUCUGAAGAGUUAUUCGAUGGCUGGCUGGCCGUCCCGUCCAUGGGAAACUUGUUCGAACAGGAAGCCAUUGUUACUAGAGUACAGGAAGGUGCAGCCGUUGUGCAGAAACUACAUACCGAUACCAGUCUGUCAAUUCCAUUGCAAGCAGACGAACAAAGUGAAUCACCACAGUCUUCCUCAACCCCUAAUGCAGUAAAGUCCACUUCGACAGCUCGAAAGAGAAAGGGACAUACGAAAUCCAGACUAGGGUGUACAUCAUGCAAACAACGAAAGAUCAAGUGUCCAGAGCAGUGGCCGUCAUGUGCACAUUGUGUUAAGAAAGGCACAGUCUGUAGAUAUCCAAAGGUCUUCAAGGCUGCACAGCAUGAUCGAAUUGUCGGCGAAAUGAUCAAAAGACAGAGUCCUCGCCAAUCUGUCCGCCUUUCUGAUACACCAAUCUACUCUGCAAACGACAUGCGCCUCUUUCACCAUUACAUAAUCACUGCUCAUCCGUUCAUACCUGAAGAGAUGGAGACAAGGUGGGCCACUGAGGUUCCAGCAUAUAGUCAUAAGUAUGACUAUUUGAUGCAUGCAAUGCUUGCGCUUGCAAGUUCUCACCUUUCUUCGAUAUCGACAGACACUCAACAUGGAGUUGCAUUAUCUCACCGCCAUAGAGCAAUAACUGGCCUAGAGGAAGCAUUCACUAGGUGGCCGCCAAUCGCCGAAGAAGCACACGUCAUGUUAGCAACUUCCUUCUUACUUGCUUUCCAAGCAGGUUAUAUACCCGACGCUUUCCUCGACCACAUUGUCAAUCUUCGUGGUUGCCAUCUCCUUUCGCAAUUGAUAGUCGACGGUGGCCUGCCGGGGGUCUUCAAAGUCGACCCUAAAAUGCAGAGCUCUGGCCUUAAAAGGAGGCUCAUAAACUUCCCGGCCAUGAAUCAACCACUUGCACGUGGAGCCCUACGGGCAUUAACCCUCCUUGUCCCUCUAUUAGACGAAGCAAGACCCCUUGAAAGAGCAAUAUUUGCUCAACUAGUGGGGUGCAUCCGUCCCUUACUCACUCCAUCAACAUCACCUGUUUGUUCACCAAUUCUCGUCGACCCUUCUUCGCCUCUACUGUUGAACUACAACUCACCAGGACUAUCCUUAGAGCGGAUACACCCACCUGUCAUUGUCCCCUCACAACUCGCCAGCAUCAGCAACCCUCUAAUCCACGCAAACCCAGCCCUCAGUUUCGAAAGCAUUGUAGAACACGGAAUUGACUCCAUACUGGAACCACCGCCAGACCAAACCCAACCACGGCCCGACCACUCCUUCGACGCACUCAUGUCUUCCCUUCUACUUCUCACCACGGGACCGCAGCACCAAGUCAUGCAAUUACUAGCUCCCACGAACAAGGUCGGGUGUAUCGUCAUGCUGUACUUCAUGUCAGUCAGGUUCAUCGUCUCGCCGUUAUCUGCACCUCCCGCCGCCAUGCAACAUCCGAUCGCAGCCAUGGUGGAAUGGUGCGAGAAACAGCUGGACGAGCUACAACAAGAUGAUGAAGAAGACAGUGAGGGCGAAUUAAAAAAGUACCUCGCGUGGCCAGCGAAGAUAUUCGCCACGCUCAGACAGCUCUUGAAUAGAAAGGGGGUACUGACGUUUGGCGAUGCAUGUGAGAUAUUGAUGAAGGAUCCUGAGGCUUACUUGACCGGCAGAGCGCCUAUAUUGUGAAUAUCAAUGAUACUAUAUUCACCUUCAGGCGGGAAAGGUGUCAAAAAAGCAAACGAUCUUGGGUGUGCAAAUUUUUAGAAGCAAUCCAUAACUAGAAUCUAGCGAUAUUACACUCUCGCACGCAAAAUAACCAACAAUCUCAUCUCCCCAAAUUCCCAAAUACAGCACAGUC
Messenger RNA from Aaosphaeria arxii CBS 175.79, 2080 nucleotides. RefSeq lists its product as uncharacterized. Gene Ontology annotation, biological process: regulation of transcription by RNA polymerase II. Lineage: Eukaryota; Fungi; Ascomycota; Dothideomycetes; Pleosporales. The transcript has 5 exons. Bases 211 to 1908 code for a protein of 565 amino acids. Gene Ontology annotation, molecular function: zinc ion binding; DNA-binding transcription activator activity, RNA polymerase II-specific. The record is from RefSeq and is a predicted model, not a curated record.